CUUCCGGUAGCUGUAUUUUGAAAGGAGGCAAGGCGGACGUGUCGUGGUGGCUGUUAUCUUUGCGGUUGAGUUUGAUGCCGCUCGCUCAGCAUCGACGCGGCAGGAAACGGACCGAGCAGCGGAUUGAGAGGAGGCGCACCGAGCAGCGGACCCAGAGGUGGACCGCCACCGACGGCGAAGCAGCAGCAGUAGCAUGGCGACGCAAGGAGCGGAGGCGCCCCUCGCCGUCCAGCUCGCCACGCCGCUGCCCGGCCACAACCUCAUCAACGGCGGGCCCACGCCGCCUAACAACCGCGGUUUGGAGCGGGCGCUGGAGGAGGCGACCAUCAGCGGUUCGCUCAACCUCAGUGCAAGAAAACUCAAGGAGUUCCCGCGGACGGCCGCCGGACUCGACCUAAGCGACACGGUGGAGGCAGAUUUGUCCAAGAACCGUUUGUCGGAUGUCCCCUCUGAAGUGUGCCACUUAGUGGCUUUGGAGACCCUCAACCUGUACCACAACUGCAUCAGGAGCAUCCCGGAUACAGUAAUCAGCCUGCACUCACUCACCUCGCUCAACCUCAGUCGCAACCAGCUGAGCUCGCUUCCGGCCUGCCUGUGCACUCUACCGCUCAGAGUCCUCAACGCCAGCAAUAACAAAUUGGUCAGUCUACCCGAGAGUGUUGGACAACUGCACCGCCUCAUGGAGUUGGACAUCAGCUCUAAUGAACUGACGACUCUACCACGACACAUUGGACGACUGCGAGCACUACGGGAGCUCAACGUACGACGGAAUCUGCUUUGCGUCCUUCCAGAAGACCUGUCCGAUCUUCCACUGGUCAAGUUGGACUUCUCAUGCAACAAGGUGUCGACCAUUCCUUUAAGCUACCGGAAGAUGACACAGCUGCAGGUCUUGCGGCUAGAGAGCAACCCGUUGCAGAGCCCUCCAGCACAGAUCUGUCUCAAGGGCAAAAUUCACAUCUUCAAGUACCUCAGCAUGGAGGCAUGCCGCAGUGACAAGAUGGUCGAUGCACUCUAUCUGCCCGUUAUUGAGCGCCUCAGUCUAACACGGGUGGAGGACAUUGAGCAGCAGAGGAAGCAAGACAGCGACUCAGGAGUCGGCAGCGACAUCGGAGACAAAAGGCUAUCGGCAACGGAGGUACGCAGUCCAUCGGACGAAGACAGUUUGAGUCUUAACGUGCCCAUGAGUCAUAUCACGGAGGAGGAUGGACUCAGUAAAGACGACUCCAGCGACCACAUCAGCUCUCUGACGGACCCCAGCUCGGAGCCGGUGCGACUUAUCGAGGAGAGCCCCACGGAGGCAUUGAGGGAGCAGCUAGCCUACCGAGAAACCGCCACCCCCCUCGCGAGCUACAUCAAGGAGCAUGCGACGAGGACAUCUGAUUUAGACGAGCCGCUGAGAAUCGACGAAGACACACACUGGAACACAGAGCGGCAGCCAGAGGUAUCAGAGGACAGUGAGGUGGACAUGAUCAGCCAACUUAAAGAGGCUGUGGAGCUACUUCAGGAUCCCUGCAGAAUUAACUUGGAGCAAGAAGAUCUGUGUGGGGUCCGACUGUACCCUGUGGAGAUGGUCAACGUGGAAGAGUCUGUCAACGGGCAGGACAGCGACGACGAAGUCACGUCACAAAAGCGACUGGAUCAGUCUCCAGGCAUUCCUCCCUCUCCCUCCUCCAGCGCGCCAUUUGGACUGAAACCUCGUUCAGCCCCGUCUUCGCUGCCCUGCUCGCCUCCUCCCUCCCCCUCCCGUCUUUCACAGGCCUCUCCCCUCCUCGGAGGUUUUCGUCGUAGCCGUGGCAAUGGAGGUGUACCGGACCGUGUAAAAAGUCAUUUGUUGGAGAAAAUUGUAUUUUUAAAUAAAAAAAAAAAGUUUCUUAAUUAAAUAGCACAAAACGCUAGAAACUGACAAGGCGGCAUAUGUAAAAGACUAAUGCUUCAGGCUUUGGAGGUAACCUCUGUGUUUGUGUCUCAUAAGUUAAUCAUAUAAAGCAACGCAUAGUUAGUUGCAAAAUCCAGAUACUCAGUUGACCAUCUUUAGUGUCACCUGCAGGGUUCCUCUCUAGGUGAGACACCAUGACCUCAUUUAAAGUGCGUAUGACAGGAGAAAAAAAAGUCUUAAAUACGAAUAUUAUGUGAAUUAGAAUCAUAUUUUGAGACGAUUCGACUAUAUACAACAAUUUAGCAAAGCGCAGAUGACGAGAAAUUAGUUUUUUUAAUCUGCCGUUAGCCACGCCUACCAUUAUAGGGCUCUAGCGUCCCCGACAGGUGGAUGACGUCAGCGGGAGAAUGGGCUCAUCGGUUUUACUAUUCAGCCCAUUGAGGGGGAAUAUUCACAACGAGGAAAACGCGACAAAGAGAGCCGCAAAAUGUCAUUGUUUCAGUCUCUCCACUCCAGUAUUUUUACAGGAUAUUUUUUUUAUCCAAGUAGUUUUCCCCCAAUAGCUAAAUAAAUGGCUUCAGAAGGACCAGUCAGCCCGUUGAGGGGGAAUUAUUCAGAACGAGGAAAACGUGACGAAGAGAGCCGUAAAAUGUCAUUGUUCAGUCUCUCUACGCCAAUAUUUUUACAGGAUAUUCUUUUUAUCCAAGUAUUAUUCCCUAAUCGCUAAAUAAAUGGCAUGGUCAUAAAAAAUAUCAGUCUUGUGCUAGAUGGAAUAUGAAAGAAUAAAAAUGAAUUUAUUCAAGACGACAUGGCAAAAUUACUCCAUAAUGGUCAAAACUGUCGACUUCACCUUUACUUCCUCACCUCCCGAACGAUAUUUUACGCCACCUAAAUCAAGCUUAUGUCAUUUCCCUUCCCCGGCUUCAGAGAAUGUAAACAUACCAAGAGGCGUGACAGCUAGCCGACAUGCUAACCCGAACCGAGUGAUGUUUCAAAGUCUUCGAAGCGGAAAAUCGCACAUAACUAGCCUGGAUAAUUUCACAUGACGACUGACUUGUUGAUCGUCUUCGCCGAUCGCCAACCCGCCCGGCGGGAGCAAUUUACAGCUCGUUCCCCUGCUACUAUGGACAGGAGAGCUCGCCGGGGAAGCAGCUGGACAAUGACCGCCAAACAAACCGGCCGUCGUCAGAGGAGUGUGUAGCUGCCAAAUUGUCAACACGAAUAUGACAAAAUAAUGCUGCAGUUUUUGUGCAGCUAACAUGUGCAGCUAAUGUGUAUGAGGAGAGCUUUUUACAUGCCAAUCCAUGAUCAGACGUAAGGAGUCCUUUAUGUAAAGAAAGUUUGUAGUGUUAACUUUGUAAUCGCUGUAUUCGCGGCUAUUUUAAACACAAAGUUACAUUUUCUGAUCGGUCAGAAAUUUGACAGAACAAGCUGAGUAUAGUGCUCUCCCGGCAGGGGGGAUGUGCGACAAGCCGCCGCUCGUCAGCCAAAUGGACAAGGAGCGUGUCAGCCACAAAAUGCAAGCCACCUACAUAUUAAAAUGAUCCCAGGAUUCGAAAUAAUACAAAACACGACGUUUACUCACUUCCUCGUAAGUCCCAUGGUCCCACAGUAGUAGGGGCUUGUUUUGGCCAAUAUCCACCGGUGAAUGGGAACCUUUUGAAACCCCAAAAACGCCUCUCCCUCGUACAGCAAGAUUUUUCUGCAGCCGUGAUGCGAAAAAUAAACGUAUUAAUCCGCAAAAUCAGUUGAAUCCUCAGUCCUUCUCAUACAACAGUACGGCUGUAUAGUGAAGAGGACUCCUUCCUCCGUACACGUCACAGCGCCCUCUUUCUCAACUCGAGACUGUUGCUGGAAGACAACAUUUUCAUGGCGUGGAUUCAAAAAACUAAAUAUAGCGAUCGCUUCCACACACAUCCAAGCGCUCCAUUUCAUUCAGGAGCAUAAAAUACCGCGUGAAUUAUGGAAUAAACAUGCUUUUUCGUGUCAAAGGCAACCUCAGACUUAAAGACUAAAAGGCUCUAACAAGCCACAAUAGUUCUCUUUUACUAAAAUAUGUUAAAAACACAUAAAAUAUUGCCAUUGAUUUAAAAAUCUAUGAUAUUUAGUACAGGGGGGCGCAAGGCGAUGCCAGGGGUGGCGCAUGCGACCUCGGGGUACAUGCUUGUUUUUUUUUUUUUCCCGUACUCGAAUAAAGUGUACUUGCACAUCCACUCAGUUUUCGAAAGCCGUUUUCCGGCCGGACUCACGCAGCGACCCACUGUCUUCUCCGGUUCUCACGUGUCCGCCCGAGAAGUGCCAUUUUCAGCUUGGGAUCGUCACAACGACCGCCCUCACCUACGGUUCUCCCUCGGCCGCCGAGAAUGUGCUUUUUUUUCGGGCCAUUUGCCUUUUGGCUUUGACAUUUAACACAGUGGUAGAUGAGGAAAGACCACUGUUUACUGUGUCUAAAAAUGAUUAUAGCGGACAGCCGGAAGCCAAAUCAAUUAAGACGCCACUUAAAGACAUUAGACCCCAAUCUCAUUGAUAAGCCGCUUGGUUGUUUUUCAGCGAAAAUGUGCCGAAUAUUUCCAACAAACGUCCCGCUUUUUCAGUGUUAGAUCAGUAAACCAGUGAGCAUUUUUAGCAUGCUCAGUGCAAACUAACCCCACACCAUUGCAAACUGGAGGUGAUACUGUGGGGCAGCGAGCAGCGAAAAUAAAAACUGUCCUUCUGUCCAAAGCAGGGGUCGCGUUAACCGAAUAUUUUCCGUCGUUGACCGGUUUUUUAAAACGGUGACGGAAAAAACUGAGGUCCAUCUGUCAUUUUGACAGGUUGCAAUUCAAACCCCAGACCACAGGGUGGCGAGUGAGCAUAUUAAUUAGCUAUUGUCUCUCUUGAUGCAUGACAUCGUUAGCCUUACUCGGAAAAAUGUCAAGGCAACUGAGUGUCCGAAGUUUUUUCAAAAAGCCCCAAAACGACGAUGUUGAUAAAAGAGGUGAAAAAAGAGUGUGACCGCAGAGCGCGGAUUCAGCCUCCAGAACAACAUCAAAACGGCCAUGAGGAGUCGUCUGUGAGGCAAAAGUCCAAAACCUCAUGACAAUAGCCUCUGCAGCAAUCCCACUUGAGACAUUUGAUUUUGCACAAGCGGGCACGCAAUUCAAGUCCAUGCGCACCAGGAGGAAGGUGUGAGACUGCGUUCAGGCCACAGCAGGUGAACUGGUAAUUUCAUUGUUCCAUACGUAGCCCACCUACUGGGGCCACAGUCAGCUGUUUUUGUCACUGCGGAGAAAAAGUUACAUAUUCAUCUGCUUGAUCUGUGAUGGCACGGUGUGGAUUCUCUGUUAAGCUUGUUCGGACAGAAUAUUAAUUAAAAAUGAAUGAAAACUAAAUACUAUUGAAUAUGUCAUUAUUAUCAUUUUAAAAAUUUAAGGGACAGGUAAAAGUAGAUUAUGACCGGAUUUUUAUGACCCUGUCAGUCAAAAUGACAGACAACGAAAGAGUCUAGGGCAACCUCAGGUCCAAAGACACUUUUUUUUUUCUUCUAUUCAGUUUAGUUUUUUCGGUAAAAUUUGUUAUUAUUUUGAUUAUUAUCUGAUUUUAUUUUUCAUUAUCAAAUGGUCAAAAAUGUACCUUGAGUGUAUUUUACAGUUUGGAAUGCGACUUUUUUUUUUUUUAUUCAGGCAAAUUGAUGCGCGUUAUCUUUUCUGUUACAAACAAAACAAUGUUAAUAAAGUUAUACUUUAUAAGUUGACCUCUGUUAUUUUCACUAAUAGGAAAAAAAAGGACACCAUGUGAGGCAGAGGCGUACUUAUAAUAGUAAUAUUAUAGACAAAUGAUACUAUUUACAGUAGCGGCAGAGUUUGGGGGGGCGCGAAACAUUUACGUCUUCCUUUGGGGGGCGUAACAGAAAAUAAUUGAGAAGCACUGCACUAGACAAACACUACCGGGUUACUCCAAUUCCUUCUAUGCAGCGAGACACCCUACAUACACUACCGUUCAAAAGUUUGGGGUCUAAGCAACCCCAAACUUUUGAACCGUAGUGAAUCAUAUGGAUUUUUUAUUAUGUACAAUUAGAGCUGGGAAUCUUUGGGCACCUAACGAUUCGAUUACGAUUACGAUUCAGAGGCUCCAAUACGAUUAUUGAUGCACCCCCCUCCUUUUUUUAUUUUUUAUUUUUUUAAGUUUUGUACAUUAGUUCAAAAAUUGUUCAAAAAUACUCUCAGACUAAACCAAACUACUAUUUCAGUAUCAAGUUCGCAUAUAGCAGUAAACAAAUAUACAAAAAUAACAUUAAAUAAAAAAAAAAAAAACUCCAGUCCCCAUUCUGUAUCAGCAGCUUUAAACUACAAUCAAUUAAUUUAAUGUUGUGAAUCAACCGUUAAAGUUGUUAAAAUUGCUCCCGUUAUUCCAUAAUUUCCCUUUUGUCUACUUUCGACAUGUGAAAGUUUUAAAACUAUUUUAAAGAUAGAUUCAAGUCAAUAUUUUACCGAUUUAGGUAAAAGGUAGUUUAGGUAGUAUUUUAGAUAAAAAGUUAAUCAGGUUUGCUUGGAAGGUUCGCUACAACAGCCUUGCAGGGAAGUGUACUGCUUUAAGAUGGCGGCCGUUUACUAACGCCCGCAUUAGCUUUUUGUAGAUAUGCUGCUUACGCUACCGAAUCUAUAAUGCAUCUAGUCCUAUAUAAAUGAUAUCUACCGUAACAUUAUGUGGCUGUACUUUGUAGCAGCUUUUCGGCAGCGGUCAGGUAUGUUGUUGUGUUUUUUUAUCUCGUGGCAUGAGUUGAGCUAGAGCCGUGAGUUCAGCAUUGGCAUUACCUGAGGGGCCGGGUAAUGAGAAGCAUGAUGUUUAGCUACUCUCUCUCCGUUCCGUCCCGAAGACUGCGCGGCGCGCUGAGUGUGUUGUACUUCUGCUUUACUUGGCAUAUUUCAAUAAUCGGAAUUUGGAUGUCUGUGAAUCGUUCUCGAAUCUUCCACGGCCGAAUCGCGAAUAAUAUAAGAAUCGGAAAUUUUGCACACCUCUAUGUACAAUACUACGGUAGUGUAUGCACACAUCAUUUAAAAGUGGCGAUUACUUACUUUUUGUGCUUUUAUUACCUUUUCAUUGCCUCAAAAUACUUUUUGCAUGUGUUUCCCGCUCAUACUUUGAAGCAUUAUUUUUUCUUGUUGUAGCUUUAAAGCAGAUUGUUGAUCUGUUGACCACAUUAGUCACGUAGCAUAUUUAAAGCACCCCUAUUUGAUAUUACUACGUUUAAGUAUUUUCUUAAGGCAUCUUUAGUAUGUUCUGUCUGCAUGCUUCUAAACAAAACAAGCUGAAAGCACGCAGUAGUACUUUGGGCUUCAAAUUCGCCUCUUGAUGGCAUUUCGCCGGCAUAGCAAUUUUGGCAGAACACAGUUUUUUUACCCUACUCUUGUCCCGUUUCAUCCCAUCUUUCCUGUUGAUUUUGCUUUUGCUGCUCAUUUUGUGAAAUAUCUUCAGUGCUGUCAUGCCCAUUAAUGUUCCUCUCGGGUUCAGAUUGAAAAGGUUGAACAGAUGACAUGUUAUGUCGCGAGAGUCAUACUCUGGAAGCCCGACGCGCCGACAACAAUGGCAACCUACUAGUUAAACAAAUUGUACAAAUUGUAUGAAAACUAAGACAUCAACUGGGGUUUCAAUAUCAAAUUAUUUUAACUCAUGAGAACAUUUAUCUUUUAAGAACUGCAAGCCUUUCUAUCUGUGGAUCCCUUGAAGAUAGCUUUGUAUGUAAUGCAAAAGCUACCAUCUACUUUAUAACAUUCCUUUUUUUUCCCCUUUCCAAUGGUGUUUCUUCGGCGCGCCACCUAGCCAAAGCCAUUUGACCUAUCGACACCGAUCAGACCAAUACGACUGGAAUUCUUGCGCGACACAGGGUCUUUCAUUUCACAAGCAAAAAUGAACUUUUGUCCAAAAGUUGUUUUUUUUUAAAGGAAAUUUCAAAACCCUUCAUGUCCAACAGUCUUUUUUAAAAUCGCAUCAUUUACACAGAACAAAAUUCAAAGCGCUAAAAGACACAAAACCUGUAUAGAGUUUUUGCAAAAAAACAUACAUUUUGCCCACAAUUUGCCAAAUACACACCCAUUCAUGUCCAAUUCCACAAAAACUUCCAUUCACUCCUAUUGAAAAAUCUACAAUUGGCACACCUCAAAACAUAUGUAUUAGCGGUUGAGAUUUUUGACCAAAAACCUUCCAUUAAAGCCCAUUUAUAUUCGACUGGGACCCUCGAUUCCAUUGACGCCCAUGCACCCCCAUAACAUCACAGCCAAGUUACCAUCGCAGUUUCUGAAGAAAUUGCAUUUUCUAGUUAGUGAAGUUUGGUCCAUUCGAGAAAAAGUGGGCGUAUCUUUGUAGGCUAUGUUUUAAGAAAAUACGAUAGCCCCAUUUUAGUUCACCGUCGGGAAAAAAUUCACUGCUCAGAAGACAAUAUGAGGUAAGGGAUAGGCCAAUGUGACAAGCCGUGAUUGUCAGAUAUGCGCCCAGCGUGAUGUUUAAAGCAACCUUGUCCGCUGGAGUCAAACAGGCUGAACACAACACAACUAAACCUUGCAUGGGACCAGUUGUAAUAAAACUCCAGAGUACGAACCAUAUUUCAUUUCCAUAAACUUUAAAUGCUCUCAAACGCCUGGCAAUAUGGAAAACUCUGCUUUGAAAAUG
Messenger RNA from Corythoichthys intestinalis (scribbled pipefish), 8521 nucleotides. RefSeq names its product leucine-rich repeats and calponin homology (CH) domain containing 1 (gene lrch1). Lineage: Eukaryota; Metazoa; Chordata; Actinopteri; Syngnathiformes; Syngnathidae. The transcript is spliced from 16 exons. The coding region runs from base 194 to 1879 and encodes 561 amino acids. The record is from RefSeq and is a predicted model, not a curated record. Gene Ontology annotation, molecular function: protein binding.